UGGACGUUUUUGCUUCUUUUAUACAAGUCACUUUUUACGUAACUUCAAAUCUAUGCAAAUUGAGUGUAAUUGCACUUGCAAGAAUAUAAGUAUGAGUCCACCGGCUUUAGGAUUAGGAUCGAUCAGUACACUUCGUGAAGCGGAUGCAUUAACAUCGAAGAGUGGUUGCAGAAACGUCACGGAUUUUUACGUGCGCAACGUAUCUCGUCACAAUGGCGCGGGAAUAUGCAUUAUACCAUCAUCAGCCGGCGUUGCUGUUAUUUCUUUGCUGCAUUGCAUUGUCUACCACAAUUGCGCAGCAUUGCACGAAAAAUGAACUUGAUGCAGUUUGCGACGAGAGACGAUCUGAGUUUCAUGUGGAAUUGGUUCAAGUGUUAAUAAGACAUGGAGAACGUACACCGUUACUUAAGGAAAUGUACCCCAGGGAUCCAUAUAAUGUGUCAGUUUAUGAACCUUGGGGUCUUGGCCAACUGACCAAUAAAGGAAAAUUGACGGAAUAUCGAAUCGGCACAAUGUUGAGAGAACGUUACAACGAUUUUCUAGGGUCAAUUUAUCAUCCACGAGAUAUCUAUGCUGUCAGCACAGACAUCGACCGGACGAAAAUGUCUCUGCAGUUGAUGUUAGCAGGGUUAUAUCCUCCACAUCCAACACAAUUAUGGAAUCCGGAUUUACCAUGGCUAGCUAUUCCUACGCAUUACGCUCCUGAAAGAGUGGACACAGUGCUAAAACCUCAUAACUGCCCAGUAUAUAUAGCAGCCUUAGAAGAGGUAAAAAGAACCAAAGAAGUCCGUGAUAAAAUUGCAAUUUACAAAGACUUUUUAACAUUUUUGAGUGAGAAAACUGGAUUAACCAUCGAAGAACCAAAACCCGCUUACGAAGUUUUCAAUCACCUAACAGCACAGAAAAACAUGAAUCUAACUUUACCGGAGUGGUGCACUGACGAAGUGUACCAAAAGAUGCAGGACUUAGUCGUGUUGGAAUACGAGAUUCGUUCGUACAAGACUCAAUUAAAGCGAUUGAACGGCGGCAUGUUGAUCAAGAAAUUUAUCGACAAUUUGAACAUCACAGGAAAAAAUAAGAUUCCACGCAAGAUGUACGUAUACAGCGCCCAUGAGGUAAAUAUUGCAGCGUUUGCCGGAGCCCAUAAUAUCAGCGAGCCGCGCUUACCAGAUUAUGGUUCAGCAUUCAUAUUUGAGAAGUUACGAGAUGACGCUGGUGAACUCUACGUCAGGAUUAUCUUAUGGACCGGCAGAACAGAAAAGUUGAUAACUAUGAAGCUUGCAGACUGCAAUGAACUUUGUCCUUUGGAAACUUAUUUAGAGCUCGUACGAGAUGUGACACCGUCGGACGAGGAGACAACUUGCUUGUGGAAUGAUAUAACCAGAGAAGAACUACUGAAACUUUUUGAGGAAAGACUCUAUUUAGAUUAAGCAAGUUUUGUUCAGGAAUUAAAUUAUGUAGGUACGAGUACAUAUUUUCAUACGGCGCAAAAAUAAAUAAUAAGGAUUCAGAAUAAAAGGAGAAGAUAUUUUAAUUUUUUACAUUAUAUUUCUUAUUCUCUCUUCAGUGGAGAGACUGGUUUUAAAGAAACAAUUUGUUAUUUUUCGUUCAAGGUAUCGGAUUUUUUUAUACUAAGCACAUUAAUAUUUAUAAUAGAUUGUUUUGUUUAGCAAAUAAGGAGAAGAACAUAGCAGACAAUUAAACUUGGAAAGAAUUGUUGCAAUAAAUAUAUUUGAGUCUGUCCUAUAAUGAUGCUAAAACUUUGUCACAUUUCUAAUGUUUUCGUUAACUUCCAUACCACGCUGAAAGUACCAGUUCUCGUCUUACAGGAUACUUUUAACAAGCUUGAACAUCACUACAAAACAUGGAAAUUGCACAUUAACAUAAACAAAUGCGAAACAAUAAUAUUCAGAUCUAACUUAAUUUAUGCCAAUAGCAACGUAAGAAAAAACUACAAAACUUUCCAAAUAAAAGGUCCUCCCAAAGAUAACAUCGCACAAAGCAUUCCAGACAAGAAGUUUAUCAAAUACUUGGGAAUUAAUAUAGACGAUAGACUACAUUACAAAACACACAUUGACACACAGAUCCUCAAGGCUAAUAAGGCAUUUGGACACUUGCGUAGACUUUUUUAUUCAAAAAUAUUACAUACAAAAAUAAAAAUAAUCUGUUACCAACUACUAAUAAGACCCCUAAUAACAUAUGGAUGUCCCAUAUGGUAUAACAUCAGUGUGUCGCUUAUGGAGAAAAUUCGAAUUUUCGAAAGAAAAUGCCUGAGAGCCUGUCUUAACAGGAACAGAUCGGCAGAAUCAGAUUACACAAAAUACAUAAACAACGUAAAAAUAUAUAACGAAGCAGGCAUACCUAGGAUAGACAAUUUCAUUAUCAAACUAAUUCGCGAACAUUUUCGUCAAGUGAGCAGAAUUACCGAAAAUAGUCAAAUACAAUGUGCGUUGUAUCCCAAUCCGAUGUAUCACGAAAAAGCAUUAUGCACCGGCUUCAUCCCGCCUGAGGCAUUUCUGUAUCUCGAUUAUAAUGGUUAUAUACAAGAUAAUAACGGCGUACCAUUGAUAUAUCAUUAUCCGCGACGAAAUAACAAUAAAAAGUUGGGGUACCCCCCACAUUCAUCAAUACACGAUAAUAAUAUACCUUGGCGAUAUAGUUAUUUACUACCAAUUACCGAAAAAUUAAAA
Linepithema humile (Argentine ant) is the source of this 2690-nucleotide messenger RNA. Its product is annotated as venom acid phosphatase Acph-1. NCBI's taxonomy places the organism in Eukaryota, Metazoa, Arthropoda, Insecta, Hymenoptera, Formicidae. Gene Ontology annotation, biological process: dephosphorylation. The record is from RefSeq and is a predicted model, not a curated record. Gene Ontology annotation, molecular function: phosphatase activity.